Molecule: messenger RNA, 571 nt
Organism: Brassicogethes aeneus
Lineage: Eukaryota; Metazoa; Arthropoda; Insecta; Coleoptera; Nitidulidae
Source: the annotation of a GenBank genome assembly
CCAGAUCGGCUGCAAAUUGAUAAGUUAUUAAAGUGUUUGUGAAAAUGUUGAAAAAUUUUGUGGUUUUUGCCUGUGUUCUGGUGGCAGCAAAUGCUGUUUCUAAGGAGUUUAUGGAAAAGAUGAUGAGUAAGAUGAUGGAUGUUGGGCAAAAAUGUAUGGUGGAGACUAAGGCCAGUAGUGAUGAUAUUGCCAAACUUCUAGCCCAUCAAAUACCCGAUACCAAUGAAGGAAAGUGUAUGAUUUUCUGUUUCCACAAAGCCUUUGGUGUGCAAACCCCUGAUGGAGCCUUAAGCCUUGAGGGAGCGAUUGCCUCCUUGGAUCCAAUCAAAGCCGAUGACAUGGAAUUGUAUGAAAAGGUUAAGUCUGUUUUUGAAACUUGCAUCCCCAAAACUGCUGUCGAUGCUGAUCCUUGCAUCACAGCUGCUACAUUGGGAGAAUGUGCUUCAGAUGUUGGAAAAUCUCUGGGAAUAUCUCCAGAUAUGUUCGAAGUUUAAAGAAUGUAUUUAAAAUGGAUCUUGGUAAAUGAAAUAAACCUAAAUGUAUUUAUUAUAAAAUAAAUUUAUUGUUCUAU